This is a messenger RNA of Dibothriocephalus latus, 990 nucleotides long. The record is from the annotation of a GenBank genome assembly. NCBI's taxonomy places the organism in Eukaryota, Metazoa, Platyhelminthes, Cestoda, Diphyllobothriidea, Diphyllobothriidae.
AUGGCGACCCCAUCAAAAGGCGAUAAAACUGCCAAUACAAGUGAUAAAACUACCCAGCCUCACAAAAAACGACCGGAGGACGGACGAAGGGCACAUUCAGCGGGACCAGAUAAACCCAGACCUCGCGAGUACAUGCUGAAUGCACCGCCGCGAAACUACGAGAAACGGCAUUUUCCUGAGGUGUGGACUGGAAGUCUUUCUCCACCAUGGGCAAUUGAUAUCAGGAGCAGCAGCGAAAUUACCUCCAGCGGGUCUGCAGCCUCCUUCGCGCAAUAUAUUGAAGAAGACAGUCUGGCGGACGAAGACAAUUGUGUAAAAUUCGCAGGUGAUUUUCCUGCUCUGGAAGACGCCGCCUUUGAGCCCUACCUACCUUCUGUCUCUGCACUGGAGCCAUCGAGAACAACGGAUGGGACUAAGUGGAGUCUAGAGUUUCCACCCGGAUGCAUAAUUCUACCCACAGCAUACUUCGGGUUGACAAGCAGCCCUCCUAUCAGAAGAGCCGAGAGUCCACCAGCAUGUUCGUUUACCGGACUUUACAGGCGACCGCCGCUGACACGACAUGCCUCCCUCACUGACCGUCCACCCUUCUAUCCACCUGGACCGAAUCAGCAUUGGAAAUUUGUCGCGGGAGCCCCUUCUGGGAGGGGUCAACGGAUACGAGAAGCAAGGCAGCUCUAUCGGUCACCACAGAGCAGACGGGCACUCGGCACGCCAGCCUGCUAUAAAGCGUCUUCCAGCCUCUCCCCUCUAAGAGGCCAUGUACCUCCAGCUUGGAAUACCCAGGCCAGUUCACGAUCCCUCUCCGGAAGCACUGCAAAGAGAGACAUGACCCAGAGAAGUAGGCCACUUAAAAGUCAACAAACGGAGAAAAGUAGGCGUGAUUUGUAUCGGUCUGAACCACAGCUGAACAAGGUUGCGACUCAGUCAAAGUCCACGGGGAACCGAGAACAGAAGAGAAAGUUGGCGGUGGCGCCGAACAAGACCUCUCCC